Messenger RNA from Acaulospora morrowiae, 446 nucleotides. NCBI's taxonomy places the organism in Eukaryota, Fungi, Glomeromycota, Glomeromycetes, Diversisporales, Acaulosporaceae. The record is from the annotation of a GenBank genome assembly.
AAGCGUUCAGACUUCGGAGGAGUCUUGACUAUUUACUGGAGAGUGACUGUUCGGAAGAUGUUAGGAGGAAUGUCGAGAAACUGAAAAAGGGCCUUGAGGCAAUCCUGAGAAGGGGUAAAACUCACAUAACUACGGUGGGCAUCUUCGCGUUGCCUACUUUAUGGUCUUCGUGUCCGUUGUUGUCUGCUGGUAAGGCAGUAUGGGAGAUUUACAGUGGUCCUGAGAAGGGUAAAGAAGUUGGAAUAUUCUGGGAUAAAAUCGAAGACGAUCUUAUACAAUUUUGUUUGGAUCAAUCUUUAGCCGGAAAUGAGGCUCGAGUUAUCUUGAACCAGAUAAAAUUGGGUAUUUUAUCGGAUAGGAAGAAAUCCAAGAGAAAAGCUACCAGUGAUACAGAGAAGGAUGAUACAGAUGCAUCAACAUCACCCACAAAAAAGGUAUUCUAUUAG